GGGAUUGCGAUCGCGUUUGGGGGUCUAUUACCUGCCUGCUCAUCGUGUAGAUAGAGAUAGUGGUCUCUUUGCAAUCUGCCUUACUUCUCGCUCUCGGUACAUGAAUUCACAUCGCAGCUUUUCGAGAAAUAACAGUAAGUAUCUGUUGGUGAUGUCUGUUAAUAUCGAUACUUUAUGCUACGCUCUAGUUUUGUUUUCUUCUUUAGCAGCUGCUGCUUCUCAAUUCAGACACAUUAGGGAUUAUAGUUUUUGCUGAAGAAAAAGACACCGACUACUUGCCAAAUGCUAGAGGUGGAGGUCGUCCCCACAUUGAUACGAUCAAAGUCUCAUGAUCAUGCGAUCGUCCUCUUUCCACCAGUGCGUGGCCCGGAAGAUUGCAGCUGCGCUUCCUGUGGUCACUGCAACCACACAACCUGGAUCUGUCCUCCCGUCGCGAUCAGGAGGUGCGUCGAAGUCUCGACGUCCUUAUAAAUAGGUGGUCUUCGACGUGGUCUUCGUCGAUUGCAAAAUCAUUCUACCGCUGGGCUGAAAGUUCUUGUCGAAACGAUGAUACGACAUAGAACGAGGCGGCGAGCGCGAGGAGAGCUCAAGAAUGGGAAGCAACUGCAGCAGCGGGGCGGCCGCGUUGACGCGCAACAAACAUCACGAGCAGAAAUUUUAGUGGUCCCUUCUUCAGCAGCCAGGGCUGCGAACAAAGUGAACGACGAAAAAGUCGUCGAGAAGGCAGCUAUUUCAACACGCACGGGGUUCCGUUUGCUUCUCAAUUUUCUGCGGCAGGAGAUCGUCCUAGCGGUGUACUUGGGCCUUUUCUUGUCGACGAUUGUUCUCUCAGAGUACGCCGAAGCCAUACAGCAACAGCAGUCCAGCAGCGACGAUAUCGUUCUUGGCGAACAUGUUCAAAAUCAACAAGUAGAGCACCACUUACCAGAUGUUGUCCUGCCUGGACUACUAGAUGCUCAUCUUGAAGAACAAGAAGAUAGGCGGAGCUCUGAUGUAGCCCACGAUGGCAGCACAACUUUUGCGGAUGAGGCAGUGUCUGCGUCCGAUAGUAUAACGGAGCUUGCGCUAGAAGAAUCUGUUUCAUCGCCCAGCGGAUUCGAGGAAUGCGAUUGCGAAGACGAGGAAGAGUUUCCGGGCGAAGAGCAGAACCAUGCCCCGCAGGGAGCAGCCCCGGUCCCUGGGCGUCGAGACAGAGACCAACAAUCGAGAAGCAUGCUGCAAUUGAAGCGGGGCGGGUGCUGCGGAAGGGGCCGGAGCAGGCAACCAAACCGAGAGAGGAGAGACGCAGAUGGUGGCAACGCGGAUAGACCUGAAAGUAUUUAGAAGCCACAACUUGGCGUCCAGUUUUAAUAUUCUCAGCUUGAUUGAUUUCCCUUUUCGAAAGUUGUUUCACGUCCCCGGCGUAGACUCCGCCACCACGAUCUCGCGGACAAUGAUUUUUCCACAAACGCAAACCCAGAGAAGUAGGCAAAUCAAAAAAAAAUUGCGCCAAAUGACACAUCAAAUAAACCAGGUUCUGGCUCUGCUGGAGGUGGAGCUCUUCCGCCUGGGGGCGCUAGAGUUUCCGUGCAUUCCGCGUUUAAUGGGGAGUGCAGUGGUUCGAUGACGCAGUGCUGGGGACAGGGCGCGAACUGUCCGCAGUUUUUCGACGAGCUUAGCUGUGUGGGCCCGGGUGGACCGAAGGAUCGUUGGACGGGGUGGAACUGCUGCAAAUGGACGCCAGGCGCUGAGGAGCAAGACGCUGGCGCCGGUGGCGAGAACUACAACGCAAUGCAAGAAUCUUUGCCGUUGCUGCCGCCCGCAGCCGCGGUCGGUGGCGCCGCAGCGGCGAUGAUGCCCGGCGCAGCGAUGCAGUAUAAUCCAGGCGUGAUGGAUCCGAAUGCGCAAUUCGCAAUGCAGCCCGGAAUGCAGCUGCAGCCGCCGGCUGGCUCUAAUAUGAUCGGUGGGUACAACAACGCCAACCCCACGAGCGCAGAAACUUACCAGUAUAUGCAGCAACAAAACCUGCUGGACGCCCACGCGAAUCCGUACGCGACAGGCGCUGCGGGACUAGCAAAUGUCGGCGGUUACAAUGCCGGGAUGCUGGCGCAACCGUCGGUCGCGACACCGACACCUGCUACACUUCUCUGCGCGGACAGCCCUGGCGUGUGUGCGAGCUGGCUUCGGACGAGCUUCGGGACGGCCUGCGCGCAGCUGCCAGGUAACCAACUACAGUGCGUCGACAGCGGGCCCAAGAGCAAGGGACUGACCACGUUCGGCCAGCCGUGCUGCCAAUUGGUUGCGGGACCGCCAGCCAGCCCGGCCGGGGCUGGCAGUGGUGGCGUAGCAGCCGGUCCUCAAGGCCUUCCUCCUCCUGCGCAAGCACCACCGGGGACGCUAUCCGGAUACAGUAUAGCAAUAGGUUACACAUGAACUCGCACAGUGACUUCUUCACGACGAGACUGUGUAGUACUAGUAGGUUUAGAUUGGUUCUACUUCUACUACAACCCGCGCAUAAAUAAACUGACUACAAACAAUGCUUUUCUUCGAUACUUCAUUCCAGAUGCUUGCACUUUUGCGGUGAAAGAGGAUGGCAGCCGAGUCUGCAGUACGUGGUGGCCCAAAUCGAACUGCGAGGAGUUCCGCGACGCGGAGAGCUGCUUGGAGCGGAAACCGAACAAGAUAUUCACGGAAUCGCAAUACACGCACUGCUGCGUGUGGCAUGGCAGCGGUGCACCCCCAGGACCCGCCGCACCGACACCACCACAGCAAUCAGCCGGUAGCGUGCUGCAAGACAUCGGCGCGGUACUCGGUGCGGCAGCCACCGCCGCCAAGGACGGCAUUGUGGGAACAGCUGGAACCUCAGCCGAUGAUCACGGCUCUGCAAACGCAGGCGCGCCAUCAAGUGGAGUGGUUCCACCACUGUUGCCUGCACUACCUCCCGGCGCUGCGGGACCAGAUGAUGCUAGUAAUGCGGCAACGCAAGCGCAACCAGCACCCGCGGUUUCAUCACCAGCUGUUGGAGCACCCCCGCCCGUCGCCCAACAAACACCAGCAGCGCCCCCCGGCGCUCCUCAGAUUGCACAGCCGCCGCAGGCCUCUGUCGCUGCUACAACGACGCCUCCGGCCGGAGGCCAACCAGCGCCCGAAGCUGUUCCUCCAGCUGUACCUCCUCCCCCACCACAGCAACCAGCUGCACCCACUGCGACCACACAAGCCGCACCACCCACCAUCCACCCCACGCCCGACCGCCCGCUGACCUGCAAGGACGAUCACAAGUGUUCGAGCUUUCGCGACCCAGCCGGAAAGUGUCCGACCUUCACAGACAGCGUGGCGUGUCUGAACAUGCGAUCGUGGGACGCAAAUCGAAACAACUGCUGCAGGUGGGACAGCUCGCCGUGAAUGAUCAUUUGAAGGAGCAAGAAUGAACCAAAGCCAGCGCGGACUCUUGUAAGAAACAACAUACUUACAGGAACAGGACUAUUUGUGACAUCAGACACCAGAGAGGUGAUGUCUCAGGUGGUGAGGGCAUCACCUGUUGCAGCUGUGCACAGACAACGCCGUGGCUUGUAUGUGAAGCCGAUCUGAUACUGAUUCUGAUCAGAAUCCGAUUCCUGCUGUCUUGUGUAACAUUUGGAUCCUCGUUUGCACAGUAGGUUCUCCUCCUGAUCUCGCUCCUCGUUCUUGUCAUACCUGGCUGCUCACUCUCCAAAUUUUGAAAAGAUGCCUAAGGAAACAUCUUUUCAAAAUUUGACAACCCGAACAGCCCAAGUACCAAAUUGUGAAAAGAUGCUCUCUCUGCAUCUUUUCAAAUUUUGCUAGGUGGCUGCUCACUCUCCAAAUUUUGAAAAGAUGCUGAAGGAAGCAUCUUUUCAAAAUUUGACAACCCGAACAACGCAAAUAUCAAAUUUUGAAAAGAUGCUCUUUCUGCAUCUUUUCAAAUUUUGAUAAGUGGCUGCUCACUUUCCAAAUUUUGAAAAGAUGUUGAAGGAGACAUCUUUUCAAAAUUUGACAACCCGAACAGCGCAAAUACCAAAUUUUGAAAAGAUGCUCUUUCUGCAUCUUUUCAAAUUUUGAUUGAUAGGUGGCUGCUCACUCUCCAAAUUUUGAAAAGAUGCUGAAGGAGACAUCUUUUCAAAAUUUGACAACCUCAAAAACGCAAGCACUUGCUUUGUUGAGGUUGUCAAAUUUUGAAAAGAUGUUUCCUUCAGCAUCUUUUCAAAAUUUGACAACC
Molecule: messenger RNA, 4213 nt
Organism: Amoebophrya sp. A120
Lineage: Eukaryota; Dinophyceae; Syndiniales; Amoebophryaceae
Source: the annotation of a GenBank genome assembly